UAGGACAAAAUGUGUGUGCAACUAAUGCACAAUUUUGUAUUUAAAAUGAAUCAACUUCAAUUAAAAAGUUAAAGGUCACCAAAGUUAGUCAAGAGCAGGAAAUAAAUAUUAAUAAAGAUAUGAAUGAACAAGGACAGAAGCUAAACAUUUUCUUUGAGCCUAAAUGUGUGUGCCUGAAUGAACCAGCAUCUGUGUGUGAUAGCAAUAUUUACAAGAAGAGAGACCGAGGGGAGAGGUGGAUAGAAGCCGACAGAUGAUGACAUAAGUGAUGGAUGCGGAUACAUGAAGAGGGAUGAAAGAGGGAGAGAGAGGGAUGAGAGAAGGAGGAGCAACAACAGUGGGAGAUAUGCCUCAGAUUAUCAACCAGUGUUGGAUGCUGUAGAGACAGAUAAAGAGGAGGAGUGGACAAGAGCGUGACAGGAGGAGAGACAGAGAGAAAGAGGACGUCUCUGUGAAUGCAAGCUGGGCUGCAAAGAUGACUGACGCGAAAAGCGUAUCGUCCGUGGAGGUGCCAGAGGGGAAGUUAAUAAAGAAGGGUUCCAUCAAGAAGAAAAUUGAAUCAUUAAGGCGAUGGAGUUCAGCUAGUAUAAAGAGGCCACCAAAGCCUAAAGCCAAGACCUUGAGUCUGUCUUCUCCCGUGGGAGACCCAGAUGAUGUCUGGCUUCAAGAGGGAGACAGAAGAAAGCUGCGACCCAUCGUGGACUCAGUCUUUGGACAGGGGGAGUCAGUUGUAGAUCGUCAUGGCGCUCCAUUGGCUGCCGCCAUGCUGGGGGCUCUGGGUGGAGAUGAGGUUGACACGGAUGACGAGGAGGAAGGAGGGAGUGAGCGGGACUUCGAUGAGCCCCUGUGCGCUCUGGUUAAGAACUGCAACAUGCUGCACAACUUAGUGGGGCCCGCUUGUAUCUUCCUCAGACAGGGAUUUGCACAGAGCCAGCUUGACAGAGAUCUACGACCAGAGGAAAUGGAAGAGUUGCGUGAAGCAUUCAGGGAAUUUGACAAAGACAAGGAUGGCUUUAUCAGCUGCAAGGACCUGGGCGAGUGCAUGAGGACUAUGGGAUACAUGCCAACAGAGAUGGAGCUGAUAGAACUCAGCCAGCAGAUCUGUGGCGGCAGAGUGGACUUUGAAGACUUUGUGGAACUGAUGGGUCCCAAGAUGCUUGCUGAGACUGCAGACAUGAUUGGAGUCAAGGAGCUGAGGGACGCCUUCAAAGAGUUUGACUCUGAUGGGGAUGGUCAGAUCAGCCUUGGGGAGCUGAGGGAAGCCAUGAAGAAGCUCAUGGGUGAGCAGCUGAACCACCACGAGAUAGAUGAGAUCCUGCGGGACGUAGACCUCAAUGGGGAUGGACAGGUAGACUUUGAAGAGUUUGUGCGAAUGAUGUCUCGCUGACUCCUCAGCAAACCUCACUCUACUGCACUAAUAUGGACCAGACUGCACACUGUUAAUGUUCUUGUAAUUCUUCUUGAUGUACAAAGACUUAUAGGUGUCUGUAGUUUUCAGUUUUGAGUUAAUUCCAUCAUCUCUUAAAUAUGAGAGAAUCCCUUCAGUGUGUUACUGUUGUAUGGAUGUGAUAUGUAUUUAACAUGUAAUGAAAGAUUAUAAAGUGAUGAAUCAGCAAGGAGAUU
Messenger RNA from Epinephelus fuscoguttatus (brown-marbled grouper), 1623 nucleotides. RefSeq names its product calcium binding protein 2a (gene cabp2a). Gene Ontology annotation, molecular function: calcium ion binding. The coding region runs from base 476 to 1387 and encodes 303 amino acids. Lineage: Eukaryota; Metazoa; Chordata; Actinopteri; Perciformes; Serranidae. The record is from RefSeq and is a predicted model, not a curated record. The transcript has 8 exons.